GUUGCCUCAGAACAGGACACUGGAGACAGCCUUUGAGGAUGGAAGGAAGUGAAGCGGGAAAAUGUCUCGGCAGUCCCGCUUAAAAAGGGGGCCAUUAUCUCUUGGCGACCGCCCUUUUCUCACUGAAUACGGGGAGCGUUGCCGCGAACGGGGACAACAGUUCAGCCGCAUGCCCGCUGGCGGGACGAGACUCGUCAUCGUCUCACGCAUCACAGCCGGCUGUCUAAGUCUGACCCAGGUAUUGAUGGUAUACAUUUUCUAUGCAUUGAUACAGUCGCGUUUAGCCAUGCCUUCCAUCUUCACUAUCAUAAUGACCUCUCUCCAAGAGACUGUUCUACCGCAUGGUGUUCUUGUGCCAACAGAUCUGUCGAUUCUUCAUGCUUCAAAGUUUGCUUGGCCCUACUACGACUUUCGGGCUGGUGUUUGUUAAAUUCUGCAUACAGCUUUGGGUUUUUCGUUCGGAUACCCCAAUUAGAACGGGCCAUCCAUUAGAUAUUUAUAUCCCUUAGAUUACUAAUGUCACCUUCAAUUCACGAAUAAGCUUGUCUGGAUAAAAGAAGAGAUAUUAUACGUUAGUGAAAUAGAUC
Messenger RNA from Aspergillus pseudotamarii, 587 nucleotides. RefSeq lists its product as uncharacterized. NCBI's taxonomy places the organism in Eukaryota, Fungi, Ascomycota, Eurotiomycetes, Eurotiales, Aspergillaceae. The transcript is spliced from 2 exons. The record is from RefSeq and is a predicted model, not a curated record. The coding region runs from base 62 to 430 and encodes 122 amino acids.